AAGACACGCUAGGGGGUGAGAAGUGUAGAGAGAGGAGCACAGGGAGUGAGCAUGAUGUUUCUACAGCAGCUCUUCAUCGUCGCUCUCCCUGCUGUCCUUUGCUACCCUCCUUCAUUUAUUGACCUGGAAACCAAAGAUGGUAAUCGAUCAUCCAUCCGGUUCCUGGUGGUCGGGGACUGGGGUGGCCUGCCCAAUGCGCCCUUUAUCACCCCGAUAGAACGGGCCACUGCCCGAGAGAUGGGCCGCACCGCAGAUCAGCUGGGCGCAGACUUUGUUUUAGCCCUUGGUGACAACUUUUAUUACAAAGGAGUGAAGAGUGUGGAUGACCCUCGUUUCCAGGAAACAUUUGAGAAUGUCUACACUGCGAAAUCUCUUAACAUUCCAUGGUUUGUUGUUGCUGGCAACCACGACCAUGCAGGAAAUGUCCUCGCACAGAUCGAGUACAGCAAGGUGUCUCCAAGAUGGAAUUUCCCAUACUAUUACUAUGAACUGAACUUCCGCAUCCCAAAGAUGGACAGCACCCUCACCAUCCUAAUGCUGGACACGGUGCUACUGUGUGGAAACACAGAUGAUUUUCUGGACCAGAAGCCACAAGGGCCACGCAGCAGUGUCCAGGCUAACCGUCAACUGUUGUGGCUGCAGGAACGCAUGGCCCGUUCCAAGUCAGACUUCCUGUUGGUGGCAGGACAUUAUCCUGUCUGGUCCAUCUCCGAGCAUGGCCCCACAGACUGCCUGCUGAAGAGGCUACGCCCUCUGCUGGUGAAGUACAAGGCUACAGCCUACUUGUGUGGCCAUGACCACAACCUGCAGUACCUGAAGGAGUCUGGUAUUGGCUAUGUUGUGACCGGCGCUGGGAACUUCAUGGAUCCGGACAUUAGGCACCGCAAUGAUGUUCCUAAAAACUCCCUCAGGUUCUUCACUGGCAAGGCCUCUACCCUGGGUGGUUUUACACACAUGGAGGUGAACAAGAAGAAGCUGACUAUAACAUUUAUUCAGGCCAGAGGAACCUCCCUCUACAGGGCUGUUCUUCCCAAACGGGAUCUCUGAACCGGAGACUGAUCCUGCUCUGCUGUGGAGAACUUCCUUUUUAAAGACUUGAGAUUAGGGGCAGUGUGUGACUGUAGUGUAGACUCUCAAGUGAUUUCAAUGUGAUUCUAUUAUAUAGAAGCUUUAAAUCUGGUUUUGAAUUGUUUAGGUUUACAUUUUACAUGCUUUGAGCAAUAAAUGUUUAAAGAAAUA
Molecule: messenger RNA, 1239 nt
Organism: Pygocentrus nattereri (red-bellied piranha)
Lineage: Eukaryota; Metazoa; Chordata; Actinopteri; Characiformes; Serrasalmidae
Gene: acp5a
Product: acid phosphatase 5a, tartrate resistant
Exons: 6
Coding region: 52-1047 (331 amino acids)
Biological process (GO): bone resorption
Molecular function (GO): ferric iron binding; ferrous iron binding; acid phosphatase activity
Source: RefSeq, a predicted model, not a curated record